Nymphaea colorata (pocket water lily) is the source of this 1621-nucleotide messenger RNA. Its product is annotated as casein kinase II subunit alpha-like. Gene Ontology annotation, molecular function: protein serine/threonine kinase activity; ATP binding. Lineage: Eukaryota; Viridiplantae; Streptophyta; Magnoliopsida; Nymphaeales; Nymphaeaceae. The annotation marks the transcript as partial. The transcript has 10 exons. Gene Ontology annotation, cellular component: nucleus; cytosol; protein kinase CK2 complex. Gene Ontology annotation, biological process: protein phosphorylation. The record is from RefSeq and is a predicted model, not a curated record.
UGGCUGAGAGGCCCCUCGGCCUCAUCCUCCGCCGCCUCGCUCGUCCCUCCCUCACCCUCAUCCUCGCCGCCGCCGCUGCCACAGCAGCAGCCCUCGCUCGCUUUCCGCCCCUCGCCGGGUGAUCUGCUCUCAAGCCCGGCUUGUCCUCCACCAGCUUGCGCACCUCCUAGGCUAUCCCCGCCGGAAAACCUGGCGCAGAAGAUCGGGAAAGCCGUCCGGAGGCCCGGCGCCACCUCCAAAGCCAGGGUUCACGCUGACGUUAACGUCGUUCGCCCGAAGGAGUACUGGGACUACGAGAACCUUACCGUCCAGUGGGGAGAUCAGGAUGAGUACGAGGUGGUGCGGAAGGUAGGAAGAGGUAAAUACAGCGAGGUUUUCGAAGGUGUUCGUUGUAGGAACAAUGAGCGGUGCGUCAUUAAAAUUCUUAAGCCUGUGAAGAAAAAAAAGAUAAAGAGGGAGAUAAAGAUCUUACAGAACCUGUGUGGUGGGCCAAACAUCGUGAAAUUGCUUGAUAUUGUUAGAGACCAGCAGUCGAAGACUCCCAGUCUAAUAUUUGAACAUGUUAACAACACUGACUUUAAAGUUCUUUAUCCAACAUUGUCCGAUGUUGAUAUUCGAUAUUACAUUUAUGAGCUGUUGAAGGCGCUAGACUACUGUCAUGCACAAGGCAUCAUGCAUCGAGACGUGAAACCACAUAAUGUCAUGAUUGACCAUCAGCAGCGGAAGCUUCGGCUAAUUGAUUGGGGUCUUGCUGAGUUUUAUCAUCCAGGAAAAGAAUACAAUGUUCGAGUUGCUUCAAGAUACUAUAAAGGCCCUGAACUUCUCGUAGAUUUGCAAGAUUACGAUUAUUCCUUGGAUAUGUGGAGCCUUGGUUGUAUGUUUGCUGGGAUGAUAUUUCAAAAGGAUCCUUUCUUCUAUGGUCAUGAUAAUUACGAUCAGCUGGUUAAAAUAGCCAGAGUUCUUGGAACAGAUGAGUUAAAUGCUUAUCUUAGCAAGUACCGCUUGGAACUUGACCCCCACUUUGAGGCACUCAUUGGAAGGCAUGCAAGGAAGCCAUGGACAAAAUUUAUCAACCCUGCUAAUCAACAUUUGGCUGUUCCUGAGGCUAUAGAUUUUAUGGACAAGUUGCUACGAUAUGAUCACCAGGAACGGCCAACGGCGAGAGAAGCAAUGGCUCAUCCUUAUUUUAAUCCAGUCCGAAAUGCGGAAGCCAGCAGAACUUGCAGCUAAUAGGUACAAAUGGUGAAAGCCUGUAGGUACCGCUGGAGGAACAAGAUUUCUCUCCUCCCCCACCCCCUCUCUCUCCUUUUUCUUCCCUGAGAUUGCCUUUGCGUAUUCGUCCUUCAAAAGAGGGCUGUAGUCCUGGAUAUUCCAAUUUUAUCUAUGUUUCUACCAUUGAUCCUGAAUAUGCCAAUUUCAUCUUAUCCAUACCAAUCAGUAUUCCCCCUACUCUUGGUUUCGCUCACUUGUUAACUCAUUUUGUACGUCUCUUGAUUGUUUCUUGUAUUAAUAUCAGUAUCAUACUGGGGCCGGUGCGUCUGCAAUUAUUACGGUCAAAUCUGUGAUGGAAAACUUAUGAACAGUCUUCGGAGAAUCGUGCGAGAUUGAAUUUGCCUUUGCA